This is a messenger RNA of Alternaria incomplexa, 276 nucleotides long. RefSeq lists its product as uncharacterized. The record is from RefSeq and is a predicted model, not a curated record. The transcript is spliced from 2 exons. Lineage: Eukaryota; Fungi; Ascomycota; Dothideomycetes; Pleosporales; Pleosporaceae. The coding region runs from base 1 to 276 and encodes 91 amino acids.
AUGCCUGAUAUGAGCCUGAUCGAGCAUCUAGCCGGGAUGAUUCAGUACCCAGGCAUCGAGAGCCGCGCGCUCGGUCAAGAUCCCGGGACAGAAGACAUCGGAGAUCACACCGCGAACAGAGGCGGGAGGCUAGAUCGCGAAGUACUAAUCAUGCCCAACGUCCUCGCACUGAGUCUCGGUCCAGGUCUCAUUCUCGAUCGCGAAGACAAGACAACAGGUCCAGGCAUCGUAGAAGAGAGCCUCAUACCCAUGACCAUGGAAGGCAGGAAGGAUUGA